GGGCCCCCCCCCCCCCCCGCAACGAGGAGCGCGAGGCCCGGUGUCAGGCUUUGGGCUUUCUCCAGCAGUCGUAGCCCUGCUUGCACAGAAUGGACCCUGUUGUCCUGAGUUACAUGGACAGUUUGCUGAGACAAUCAGACAUUUCUUUAUUAGAUCCUCCCUGCUGGCUUAACGACCACAUCAUUGGGUUUGCCUUUGAGUAUUUUGCCAACGACCAGUUCCGAGACUUCUCUGACCAGGCCUGCUUCGUGGGCCCGGAAGUGGCUCAGUUCAUCAAAUGCACCACCAACCAGGAGGAACUGGCCAUGUUCCUUGAGCCCCUGGACUUGCUGCACAAGAAAAUUGUGUUCCUGGCUAUCAAUGACAACUCCAACCAGGCAGCUGGUGGCACCCAUUGGAGCUUGCUAGUGUAUUUCCAAGACAAGAACGGCUUUGCUCACUAUGACUCCCACAGCAGGUGUAACUCAGCACAUGCCAAACAGGUUGCAAGGAAUUUGCAGUCCUUUCUUGGCAAGAGGGGCAAAGUUGCUUUUGUAGAAGAGAAAGCUCCAGCGCAGCAGAACAGCUACGACUGUGGGAUGUAUGUGAUCUGCAACGCAGAGGCCCUGUGCCAAGAAUUCUUCCAAGGGCAGCAGGAACCGGUGCUUCAGCUCUUGACUCCUUCGUACAUCACAGGCAAGAGAGAAGAAUGGAAAAAACUCAUUGCUAGACUCUCCAAGAAGUGACUUGUGACUUUCCAGCGAUUGGUCUUUUUUUAAAAAAAAGCUUGUUCUCUGUGCCUGAGAGAAGAACUUGUGCACAAGACGUCUUUCUCCCUACAGAAAGAAUGUACUUAUCUUUGCACUUCUUCUGCACUGCAUUAUUCUGCAGUGCUAAGCUCUGGGAAAUAGCGACGAUGCCAUCUUCCCUACAGUUGGAGCAGCUGCCGCUUAGCCUAACUUCUGUAUCCUCCCAAAUCCCUGCGAUGCUCAAGUUCUUUGUAGGCGUGUGUGUGUGUGUGUGUGUGAUCCAGUUUCAGUGAUGUCAGUGGCAGAGACAUGGCCUCUGUGCAAUUAGGGCAGCUUUCAGUGUCUCUCCUUUGGAAGCGUCUCUGAAUGUCUGGGAAUGGAGAUCAGAUUUUUAUAUAGCGGCAAAAUUACUGUUACUGCUUGUAUCCAAAGCUUCAGUCUUAGAGCUGUCCCUUAUUUCUGCUUUUCUGAAAAGGAAGUGGAGGAAAGCUAUUUGUUGUGUGAAGUGUUUUGCCUGCCUCCAGUAACUAUACGCUUUACUGUAGUAUGAGGAAGCCAAAUUAUUGUACAGUACGGUAGCCUCAAAGGCAGGAGAGACAGCUCCUCUUUAUUCCUAGCUCCAUCUCCACCUCCUGUUUAUUUCACACAGUAAGGAUUUUUUUUUAAGGUGCUGUACUUUUGAAUGAAUGGUAUGAUGAAACUAUUAGAGGGAAAGGAAUUUUCCCUUCAGUAUCUAGACUGGGGCCAGGGGUGGGGGAAGAUAUAUAUAAUACAGAAACUGAAAUUUCUGCAGAAAUCACUUUGAGCACUUUGACCUAGAGUGCCUUAAUAGCGCACUGAAUCGAUUUCCCUAAAUUGUAUUCUGCUGGAGUGAAGUCCAGUAAGGCUUAGUUUUGUUACCUAACAUUGCAUCCUUGUAUUUCUGCAUAUAUACUUGUAAUGGCAGGAGGAUUCAAUUGUUUUGUGCAACGAAGAGCUGGAGUUGACUCACAUUCCUUGAGAAUUGCAGGUGCAGACAACUGGCUGGUGUGCCAGUAGUUCUGCUGCAGAAAUUCAGCGUUAGGAGAAAAAUUGUAAUAGCCAACAAAGCAUCGGAUUAGCACUCACUUAUUUCUCAACUCUCCUUUUUAAUUGCUGAAUAAUAUGUGGGAUUUGGAGGGAAGUUAAAAUCAUGACUGAGAUUCUUCCAUGGUUUGUGUGUUGGAAAUUUGCUUCCUUCUGCUGAACAUUUGGCUGGGCUGAAAAAAGUAACCUAUCUUGUUUGGUAACAUGCCAAGCCAGGUGACAUAGCUUUAAAGCCUAUAUUAUCUGAGUUUCUCCCCCCCACCUCCAUUAAAUCUUGUUCUAUUGAUUCCUGAUUAUUGAUUGACUCAACAAUGAUCCUUUUUUUAAAUGCUGCAAGAAGGAGCAUGCUCAACAGGAUUUAAGUAACAAGUUCAGUUGUUUUACCAUGUGUUGAAAUUGUUGGGAAGAAGCACUUAGUAAUUUCUCUUAUUUGCAUAAUCACAUUAUGUUUGGGAAAAUAUUCAGUCAAAAAUUAAAAAGAAAACCUGAAAAGCGAUGCUCGGUGGCAGUAGCCUUGUUUUGUUUCCAUACAAUUGUUGAACUGUGGAAUCCAUACCCAGCUGGGAGAGAGGGAAACAGCCACUUAGUUCUGGAGAUAUUUUCUGAAAGACGAGGAAGCUUCUGCAGACCCUAAUGGAUUGUUAGAGUACAGUUAUAGCUCAUUAAAAAUCAAGGAUGCCUUCGGAGGCUUUUUUGAGGCAGCUCCUUCUUCAUUCAGUCAUGGAAUUCUAGGACAGCAUCAGAAGCACCUUGAAGCCCUCCCGCAGGAUCCACGGCUGCUUCCCUUUUGCCCCCCAAUGACCCUAAAAAGGGAAGUCUUUCAUAGGGAGCUCUUUGGUAGCAAUCUACUGUUAAAACCCAGGACCUUCCAUUUGGGUAUUUUUAGCAGCAACCUUCACCUUAAAGGCAACUCGUCAUAAUUACUAGAUUGUCAACUUCCUUAUGGUGCAGCAGCAUGAAAAUUCAGAAGUUAUGCCAUGGUGAUAAGAAAAAAAGAAAAGAAAGGAUCUUGGCACUCCUACGUCUGUAAACAGAAUUCAGAAUAAAAGCGCGUGGGAUUAAGGA
Molecule: messenger RNA, 2858 nt
Organism: Notechis scutatus (mainland tiger snake)
Lineage: Eukaryota; Metazoa; Chordata; Lepidosauria; Squamata; Elapidae
Gene: SENP8
Product: SUMO peptidase family member, NEDD8 specific
Biological process (GO): protein deneddylation; proteolysis
Molecular function (GO): cysteine-type peptidase activity; deNEDDylase activity
Source: RefSeq, a predicted model, not a curated record